AUGGAUAUGAAGAACAGCUCAGUAUCUGAGUUUGUUUUGCUAGGACUCACCAGAAGUCAGGAACUAUCUGUUUUCUUUUUUUUCAUAUUUUUGGUGGCCUAUGCAUCCAUCAUGGCAGGAAACCUCCUAAUCGUGGUCACUGUAACCUUUGACUCUCAUCUGCGCUCCAUACCUAUGUACUUCCUCCUUGGAAAUCUCUCCUUUCUGGAUAUGUCUAUUGCCACAGUUACAACACCUAAGAUGAUCAGUGAUUUCCUGAGGAAAAAUAGAACUAUUUCCAUGUGGGGCUGUAUGGCUCAGAUGUUCUUUCUCCACUUCCUAGGGGGCAGCGAGAUGAGUCUUCUCAUAGUCAUGGCUGUGGAUCGGUACAUCGCAAUAUGCAAACCACUCCACUACACUGCCAUCAUGAGCCGCAGGGUGCUGGCGGGCUCUGUCCUGCUAUCUUGGGCUGUUGGUUUCGUGCACACUAUGAGCCAAAUGGCUUUUGCUGUCACUUUGCCCUUCUGUGGCCCUAAUACAGUGGACGAUAUAUUUUGUGACCUUCCCCUGGUGCUGAGGCUGGCCUGCACUGACACUUACGUCCUGGAAUUGCUGGUGAUCGCUGACAGUGGGCUGCUGUCUUUCAUCUGCUUCGCACUUUUGCUCAUUUCCUACACUGUCAUUCUGGUGACCGUGCGAAGUCGCUCCUCCGGUGGACUGUCCAAGGCUCUGUCCACACUGUCUGCUCAUAUCACAGUGGUCACUCUGUUCUUUGGGCCGUGUGUCUUCAUUUACACUUGGCCAUUUAGUAGCUUUUCAGUGGAUAAAUUUCUUUCUGUAUUUUAUUCAGUUAUUACCCCCUUAUUGAACCCCAUUAUUUACACUCUGAGGAAUCAGGAGAUGAAAUCAGCCAUAAGCCGACUGAGGACCCAACACAUCGUCUCCAGACAUUUUCUAGACAACGAAUGA
Messenger RNA from Nannospalax galili (Upper Galilee mountains blind mole rat), 948 nucleotides. RefSeq names its product olfactory receptor 4K13-like. The transcript has a single exon. The record is from RefSeq and is a predicted model, not a curated record. NCBI's taxonomy places the organism in Eukaryota, Metazoa, Chordata, Mammalia, Rodentia, Spalacidae. The coding region runs from base 1 to 948 and encodes 315 amino acids. Gene Ontology annotation, biological process: G protein-coupled receptor signaling pathway. Gene Ontology annotation, molecular function: olfactory receptor activity; G protein-coupled receptor activity. Gene Ontology annotation, cellular component: membrane.